This is a messenger RNA of Penaeus vannamei (Pacific white shrimp), 2067 nucleotides long. The record is from RefSeq and is a predicted model, not a curated record. NCBI's taxonomy places the organism in Eukaryota, Metazoa, Arthropoda, Malacostraca, Decapoda, Penaeidae.
AUCCUGUCCAUGUCAAGCAAGGGGGAUGUAGAGGGCGUGAAGAGGCUGGCGAAUGCAGGAGUGCAUCUGGAGACGGCGAGCUCCCUUCCAGCUGAAAAAGGAUUCCGAGCCGUCCACUACGCAUCCAGGGGCGGCCACGUCGAGCUGCUGAAGGUCCUGCAGGAGCUGGAGGUCAACCUCAGGGCCCUGACGGACGAAGGGGACACGGCGCUCCACGUGGCGUCCGGCUAUGGCAACUUGGCCGCCGUCAAGUGGCUGGUGGAACAAGGGGGUUUCAACGGCGACGCGCUCUUGACGGGGAAGGGCUCGGCGCUGGAGGUAGCCAGAGAUGCGCGAGACAAGGGAAUUGUAAAAUAUCUAGUGCAUUUCCAGUUGGUUAGUGCUCUGCUCACGGGAGAUGUGAAGACGCUCGAACAGAUGGCAAAAGAUGGUGUUAAUCUUGAUCCCGCUUAUAUAUACAACAAAGGCCAUGGCUUCCGGUCCGUCCACUACGCAGCCAAGGGCGGUCACCUCAGUGUCCUCAAGAUGCUGCAGAGGAAGAAAUGCAAACUGAAAGCCACGACGCCCGAGGGCCUCACCGCCCUCCACAUCGCCGCCGAGAACGGCCACUUGGCAGCCACCAAGUGGCUGAUCGGCUUCGCCGGCCUGGACGUCGCCUGCGUCUCGAGGGCUGGGCUUACGGCGGCGGACCUGGCGGCGCGGGCGGGGAGCGCGGACGUGGUCGCCUACUUGCAGGACCACGACGUUUUAAAAGCCCUGCUGGACGGAGACACUCAGGUAGUCAGAGGAGCGCUACAGACAGGCACCGACGUCGACAAACUGUGCAUGGAGAAGAACAUUAAAGGUUUUCAGGCUGUCCACUACGCCGCCAAGGGAGGCCAGGUUCCCAUCCUUGAAAUCCUGAAGGAGAGCAAUUGCAACCUAAAGGGUGUAACUAACGAGGGACUCUCGGCCCUGCACUACGCCGUCAGAUACGACCAACUGGACGCCGUGAAGUGGCUGGUGGAGGAGGGGGAGCUGGACGUCUCCUGCACGAGUAAGAAGGGGUCCUCCGCCUUGGACUUCGCAAGGGACAAGAAGAAGCAGGAAAUCGCUGCUUAUCUCGAGAGUCUAAUUCCAACCAAAGAGGGUGUUCGUCGAAGAGGCAGAGGUCGUUCGAAGCGCAAGAAAGAGAAGGUUAAAGGCGUGAAGACUCAGGAAACGACCAGUGAACUGAACUCUGAGAUCCUGUUGAUGGCGCGGAUGGGAGACGCGGAGGGUGUAAAGAGGCUGGCGGAGGAAGGCGCGAACAUCGAAGUGAAAAAUCUGCGAGCGAGCGAUCGAGGGCCUCUCGUGGUCGAGCUGCUCGCCACGGCUCUCCGGGUCGCAUCACGGACCUCCUCCUCCACCCUGGGUUGUCGACCUCUCACUCUCCUUACAGGGCUUCGACCCCUUCAUCUCUGCGCUUUGGCGGGUCACGCGGCUGCGCUGGAAGCUCUGAUAGGGUGUGGCGCCGACGUCCACGCCGGCGGACCACAAGGGCUUUCCGUCGUCCACUACGCAUCCAGGGGCGGCCACGUCGAGGUGCUGAAGGUCCUGCAGGAGCUGGGGGUCGACCUUUGGGCCUUGACGGACGCUGAGGAAACGGCGCUCCACGUGGCGGCCGACUAUGGCAACUUGGCCGCCGUCAAGUGGCUGGUGGAACAGGGGGGGUUCGAGAGUGUUUCUCUGUCAAGGGAAGAAGGCUCUGCUCUCGAUUUGGCGAGGAAAUCGUGCGAAAAGGCUGUCGUCCAGUACCUGAUGAAUGUCCAGUUGUUAAAUGCCGUGACAAGUGGUGAUCUUUCCACUGUCAAUGAGCUAAUCGAAGAAGGGAUAAAGAUUGACGAUGAAAAUGCUGUAGGAAAAAGAGAAGGUUUCCGCAUCGUCCACCAUGCGGCUGACUCCGGCCACAAGGGAAUUCUCAAGCUCCUGAAGCAGGCCGAGUGCAACAUGGAGGCGGCAACAUGGAGCGGCGAACGAGGACGCCCCCUCACCGCCCUCCACGUGCGCGGGGCGGCAAAGGCGGGGGCCGUCCCGGUUGGCUGGUGA